AUGGCACCCCUGGUCGCCUCUGGGCUCGUGAACGGGGACGUCUUUGUACACCGUUACGGCAGCGGCGAGGGUGACGAUGGUGCUGGGGGCAGCGGCGGCGGCGGCGGCAGCGACGAGGACAGCGACGGCGACGGGGCCGGCGGCGCCCUCGCCGCCGCCCAGCGCGCGCAGCGCGGCGCGAGCAGCAGCGGCCGGCCCGGCGGCAGCAUCACCGCGUCCCGCGCGCUGCACCGCCGCGGCAAGGGCGGCGCGUCGUGUCGCGCGGUGCGGUUUGCAGGCGACGGGUCCGGCCUCGUGUGCGGUUACGAAUCUGGCAGCAUACAGGUGCUCGACCUCGAAACCGGGAAGCUAUCCGCACGCUUUGCAAAAGCGCACGACGCGGGCAUCACGCGGCUGCUCUCCCUCGACGGCCGCCGCGGCGGCGGCGCCGCCGCCGGCGACGGCGAGGCAGCUGCCGCGCAGCUGCUCGCCGCGGGCGACGAGGACGGGGGCCUGAAGAUCUGGGACCUGCGGCGGCCGGCGGGCGCGGGGGCGGUGAUGACGUAUGGCAAGCACACUGACUUUAUCACUGGGCUGACGCAGCGGCACGACAAUGGGUUCUUAGUGGCGUCCUCUGGGGACGGGACGCUGUCGGUGCACGACCUGAGGGGCCGCAAGGCGGUGGCGCGGUCGGAGGCAGACGCGGACGAUGAGAUGCUCUCAGUCGUGGUCUUGAAGCAUGGCAAGAAGGUGGUGGCCGGCUGCCAGAGCGGCGUGCUGUCUAUUUUCAGCUGGGGCUACUGGAACGACUGCUCCGACCGCUUCCCCGGCCACCCAGAGUCUGUUGACGCCCUGGUCGCGUUUGAUGAGGAGACCAUCAUCACCGGCUCCAGCGACGGCGCGCUGCGGGUGCUGAACGUGCAGCCCAACAAGCUGCUGGGGGUGGUGGGGGAGUACAAGGAGGGCACGCCGGUUGAGCGCCUGGCGCUGGGCUGGGACCACAGGGUGGCCGCGAGCGCGUCUCACGAGGCGGCGGUUCGGCUCUGGGACCUGUCGUGCCUGCACGACGACAGCGGCGGCGAGGAGGAGGAGGAGGAGGAGGCGGAUGAGGAGGGCGAGGGCAACGGUGAGGAGGAAGGUGGGGAGGGCGAGCGGGCCGCGGCAGCGGCGGAGGCCGGCGGCGGCGGCGGGGGAGCGGAGGAGGGCGAGGGCGGCAGCGGCGACGGCAGCGACUCGAGCGGCAGCGGCGGCGGCAGCGACGGUGACAGCGGCAGCGACAGCGACAGUGACGAGGGCGACAAGCGCAAGCGGAAGCGGCGCGAGCGCACGCGGAUGACCAAGGGCAACAACCGGCCGAAGACGGGCGGCAACUUUUUCGCGGAUUUGUUGUGA
Monoraphidium neglectum is the source of this 1371-nucleotide messenger RNA. RefSeq lists its product as hypothetical. The transcript has 3 exons. NCBI's taxonomy places the organism in Eukaryota, Viridiplantae, Chlorophyta, Chlorophyceae, Sphaeropleales, Selenastraceae. Gene Ontology annotation, molecular function: protein binding. Bases 1 to 1371 code for a protein of 456 amino acids. The record is from RefSeq and is a predicted model, not a curated record.